UUCAGCUAGUCAUCACAGCCCGUUCGAGACUCUCAAGUCAAAGCAUCUCAUCAACUGAUUCAACUCUCAACCACAACAAACAACUCCAACAACAACCAACCAGUCAAGAUGAAGUACACCGCCGCCGCCCUCCUCACUCUGGCCGCCACUGUGCUCGCCGCGCCCACUGCCGACAACCAGCAGCAGUGCACUUUCGGCACGUACCGGUGCACGACGCCCAACACAGGCAUCGAGAUCUGCAACGUGCAGGGCAAGUGGGAGCUCGUGGGCGCCUGCCCCGGCGGCACGUCGUGCGAGAACCUGCCCCAGAACGGCUACACUUUGCCCUUCUGCACCAACAACAAGCCCAAGAUCGAGGGCCGCAACGGCCGCCCCGGCCAGAGCCCCGGCGAGAAGUGCAGCACCCCGGGACAGUACCAGUGCUUCGGCCCCUACGCCAUCCAGGUCUGCGACACGCAGAACGUGCUGCAGAAGGUUGGCGAUUGCCCCCAGGGCUCGCAUUGUGAUUAUUUGAAUGGGAUUCCUUUCUGCGUUGCCAACUACUAAGGGGGAGGGUCAUGGGUGGAUUCAGGGGUUGAUGGAUUAUGAUAUGAUAGGGGUGCAAGAUGGGUCCGAGGUUUUUGCAUAAUACGGAGGAUUUUGGUACAUAGCAUUUAUAUGUCUUUUCGGGUCAUUCCUUUGGAGCAUUCAUUGGUUAAGUCAUCGGACGGGGUUGGAAGACAUAUUCAUUGAAGGGGGCCAUGAUAAUGAUAGAAGUCACAUAUAGCACUGCACCAAUCGAGGUGACACAAUGAGCAUAGGUACUCAACUUGACAUUGCAACUUAGACUAAGACUUUUCUCUAUGGAGUGAUUGUAACUGAUCUGCAACUCAACUGCAGUGUGCUCUGAAGGCCACGAGUACUAGACUAUGGUCAACAGCUGAGGUACUACUAGUAAUUAGUCGGAUGUAAC
This is a messenger RNA of Canariomyces notabilis, 952 nucleotides long. RefSeq lists its product as uncharacterized. The transcript has a single exon. Bases 109 to 546 code for a protein of 145 amino acids. NCBI's taxonomy places the organism in Eukaryota, Fungi, Ascomycota, Sordariomycetes, Sordariales, Chaetomiaceae. The record is from RefSeq and is a predicted model, not a curated record.